AGUCACUCUCCCCCACUACAAAACUGGGCAGUAGUUCUGGGAGCUCUGAUGGAGCCCGAGGCCAAGUGGGACGGCAGCUCAGAGCAAGUGGAACUCGGCAGGAUGUCCCCAAGAAGCCAGGGAUUCACUAAGCUGACCAACCAGAAGACCUGUGGGAAGAGUAUACUUCUCCUCAUCUUUGUGCUGCUGAUCUCCGUGGCCCUGUGGGGAACACUCCUUUUCUUGUUCCUAACUCGGUUCAAAGAGAUAGCCCAGGACUUUGAGAAGCUUCGGGAGUCUUGUGUAUAUCACAAUGACUCUGGCAUUGUGACUAUCAUCAAGCGGCUACAGAUGGAUCAGUGGGACCUCAAACACGAUGUCCCUCAGCUCUCCAAGGCCCUGAACAAACUCCAGGCAGACCAAACAACCCUGAAAUCUCAAGCCUCUCAGGCCUCUCAACAACUGGACAGACUUGAAGAAGACAGCAGAACCUUCAAGUCCCAGGUGCUGAACGAGAAGAAUUCUGCUACUCAGGCUCGGGAAAAACUGCAGGAAGAGAUCGAGAAGCUUUGGACUGAAUUCCAAAGGGCAAAUGGAUGGAGAGUUCUCCCCUCUUCCCCCUCCCCAAACUCCACAACUUCUCAGCUCUCCCAAGGACCGGACAGACUUGAAGACCACACAGCCAUGCCAACCGAGGGCUCUGUCUGCACAAAUUGCCCAGAAGACUGGCAACUGUUCGAGAAAAAAUGCUACUUUUUUGGAAAGGAGCCCAAGACAUGGUCCCAAGCCAAGUUUGCCUGCGUCAACCUUCAAGGCCGGCUGGUCAGCAUCAAAAGCAAAGAGGAGCAGAUCUUCUUAACCCAGAAGUCCAACAAGAAGGGUUCCUGGAUUGGCCUCCGGGACCUGGACAUAGAGGGCGAGUUCAUAUGGAUGGAUGGGAGUCCCCUGGGCUACAGCAACUGGAGCCCAGGAGAGCCCAACAACCAGGGUCAGGGGGAGGACUGCGUGGCAAUGCGUGGCAUCAAUGGUCGUUGGAAUGAUGCCAACUGCCGGGGGCAACAGGACAGCUGGAUAUGUGAGAAGCUAGCCACAUGCUGACCACUGACAAUGGUCCAAGGCCUACAACCUGAGGCUAGCACCCAGCUUUAGCUGUGACAUGGCAUGGUGUUGGUGAUGUUAAUAGUGACAAUGGUGAUGGGGGAGAUGAUAAUAGUAUUUAUUAUUUCUCAUCAAGAAGAACAGGAAUUCCCCCCCUAAGCCCAAACACUCCCAUGCCCUUGGCUCUCUCCCCCUACUCCAGGCCUUUUACUCCUGAACUAGGACCCAAACCUCCAGUCUCCAGUGCCUUCCCUGAGCUAGGAGGGAAAGAUGACCCUCCUCCCAGCACCCACUUUCCCAGAGGUUGAAGGAAGGGCCAAGAUCUCCAGUCCCAACCUUCCCUAAAUUCUCAGCCUUUCAUCCCAGAAUGUCCAGAUGUUCCUUCUUACCUGCUUUCUCACCCACCAAAGAUUCUCAGAGAGUUUCCAAGGUAUGCCAGGGAAGGCCGACUUUGUCCUCACUCUUCCUUUCCUCCCACUCUACCCCAAUGGGUCAAAGAAUGGGGCCAGCCUCACAUUGUUCUUCUCUCAAGAGAACUGUGUUCCCAGUCAAGGUCGACAGCAGCCCACCACUCAUCAGGGAGGCCCAGUUCUUCUCAGUUUUCCUGUAAGCAGAAGCCUUCUGGGUUUUUCUCACCAUCUAUGGUGUAAAGCUGGCCUUCAGCCAUCCCACCUCCACUUCCACACCUCUACCUCUUAAAACUGCUCGAUUCCUUUAAGACUCUGCUCUAGUGGCACCUUCUACCAGAGGUUUUUCCUGGUUCACUCAGUUGUUUGAGUCUCUCCCAACCUCCCCAAAAUUGCCUUGUAUUUUUGUACAUAUUUUGUACUCAAUUAUCUACGUACGCCAUUUCCUCCACUCCACCACUAACAAGAUGACUGUUAGCUCCUUGAGAGUAAGGGUUAUUCCUUGUCUGUCUUUGUGCCAAGCUUGUCACAGUACCUGGCACAAAGAUUUUUAAUAAAUGUUUAAUAAAUGCUUAUUGAACUGAACUGAAUGGAAUCACCCGACUCCAAAGGACCUAGACUAAAACAUCCUUCCGGGCCUCCCUCCUCUGGCACAGAGGCAGUGGACUUGUACAGAACAAGACAUAAUUGGUCAGACACG
Molecule: messenger RNA, 2184 nt
Organism: Dromiciops gliroides (monito del monte)
Lineage: Eukaryota; Metazoa; Chordata; Mammalia; Microbiotheria; Microbiotheriidae
Gene: FCER2
Product: Fc fragment of IgE receptor II
Exons: 11
Coding region: 49-1077 (342 amino acids)
Source: RefSeq, a predicted model, not a curated record